ACACUCACCAUCCCACUACCAAAGAUUGCUAACAUGCGCACACCGAUCCUUCUUAUUUCGUUGCUAAAAUGAGCAUGGUGCGUGACUCGCCCGCUUCCUCUCGAUUUCUUCUUCACCCUUUAAAAAAAGGAACGUCUUUUAGCUUUCCUCUACACCUCCUUUAUACCACCAUCUCUCUCUUUCUCUCGGUUCUUUCCUUUUUCCGGCGAAUUCCUCGGCUGAGAUUGUAAGAUUUUUCUGAGUGAUGCAGAGUAUGCUGAGAUCAAUUCUUGAAGUUAAUCAAUGUCUUCUGACAUAAGCUAAAGUCUCUUCUUUCGUACAAUCUCUCUGCUUUCUUUUCCACUGUCUUCUUCUUCUUCUUCUUCCUUAGCUUUCGAUUUUCAAUCUUGAUUUCUCAGAUGGCGAGUAGUAGUAGUUGCAGCAGAUCUAUCUCUGUUUCCAGCUGUUUCAAAUUCUGAUUCUCUCGGUGUUUUUGUUUGAGCUAGGGUUAAAUUAGUUUCCUUUUUUUGCGUAAUCCGAAUCAAAGUUUGUAUCUUGGGGAGGGAUGGGUAAGAGGCAAAUAUCACAAGAUGAAGUAGGUCCGCCCAUAAAACCAAGAGCUGGUUUACGAAGGGAACAAGCUGGAAGAGGUUCUUACAGAGGUAGUUAGUUACUUUGUAUCUCAUCGAAAAGGACAAUCUUUUUUUAGAGGUUGGGGAGGAUAUAGUGUUCAAAAAUAGGUUUUGGUUUUCUUCCUUCGGACACAAAUUUUGUCAAGAAUCAAAAAAACUUUCUGUCUGUUUUGAUUUGUCGUUCUUGAUUUGGCUUACCACUAGAAGGGGGUUUUGGUUUUGCCCUUUAGAAUGGGUUCUACUUCUCAAGAGAUACUGAGGAGCUUUUGCUCUAACACGGACUGGAACUAUGCUGUGUUCUGGCAACUUAAACACCGAGGAUCUAGAAUGGUACUUACCUUGGGGGAUGCUUACUAUGACCAUCAUGGGACGAAUAUUCAUGGAGCACAUGACCGCCUUGGGUUAGCUGUGGCAAAGAUGUCUUAUCAUGUCUAUUCUCUAGGGGAAGGGAUUGUAGGACAAGUCGCAGUUUCUGGAGAACACCAAUGGGUAUUUUCUGAAAAUCAUGACAACUGUCACUCAGCAUUUGAGUUUCAUAACGUUUGGGAGAGUCAAAUUUCUGCUGGAAUUAAGACCAUUCUUGUAGUAGCUGUUGGUCGAUAUGGAGUAGUGCAGCUAGGCUCUUUGUGUAAAGUUAAUGAAGAUGUGAAUUUGGUGAAUCAUAUCCGACAUUUAUUUCUGGCACUUAGGGAUCCCUUGGCAGAUCAUGCAGCAAAUUUAAUGCAAUGUAAUAUGAACAAUUCGUUAUGUCUGCCAAAUAUGCCUUCUGAAGGCUUCCAUGCCGAGGCUUUCCCUGAUUGCUCUGGAGAAGUUGACAAAGCUAUGGAUGUGGAAGAAUCCAAUAUCUUAACUCAAUACAAAACUAGAAGAAGUCAUAGCAUGCCUUACAAUACUCCUUCGUCAUGUCUUGUCUUGGAGAAGACAGCUCAAGUUGUUGGUGGUCGUGAAGUGGUGCAAGGAUCUACGUGUGGGAGCUAUAGCGGUGUUACGUGUGGCUUUCCAGUUGACUUGGUUGGUGCCAAACAUGAGAAUCAAGUAGGUACAAAUAUAAUCAGUGAUGCACCUCAUGUGGGAAUGACUAGUGGCUGCAAAGAUCCAAGAGGAUUAGAUCCUAAUUUUCAUAAGUAUAUGAAGAAUCAUGUGCUCAAUAAUACAAGCUCAUCUUCUUUAGCAAUUGAGGCUGAAAGAUUGAUAACAGGCCAAUCAUAUCCAGGCCUGGACUCAACUCUUCAGGCUAUGUCGAGAACAGAUAAAGAAAGUUCUUAUCAAAACGAAGUAUUCCAACUAUCGGAGAACCACGGAAAUAAACACAUAAAAGAGACUGACCGUAUGCUGGGGAGGAACUGCGAGUCUAGUCGAUUUGAUGCUUUGAUGUCAUCUGGUUAUACUUUUGGUGGCAGCGAGCUACUAGAGGCAUUAGGCUCUGCUUUCAAGCAAGCGAGCACUGGUCAGGAGGAGCUACUGAAGUCUGAACAUGGUUCAACAAUGAGACCAACAGAUGAUAUGAGUCAUAGCCAGCUGACAUUUGACUCUGGCCCUGAGAAUCUUCUAGAUGCUGUGGUUGCUAAUGUGUGUCAAAGCGAUGGUAAUUCCAGGGAUGAUAUGUUGUCGAGCAGAUCGGUACAAUCAUUGCUUACCAGCAUGGAACUUGCAGAACCCUCAGGUCAAAAGAAGCAUAAUAUUGUUUACCCAAUUGAUAGUGCUAUGAAUCAGCUACCACUUGCAGAGGUGGAUAUCCAACAAAAUUCAUCAGAUAUCUGUGGAGCAUUUUCUUCGAUUGGGUUCUCAUCUACGUAUCCCAGCUCCUCUAGUGAUCAGUUUCAGACAUCCCUGGACAUGCCCAAGAAGAACAAAAAGAGAGCCAAGCCUGGUGAAAGUUCUCGACCUCGCCCAAGAGACAGACAACUCAUUCAGGAUCGAAUCAAGGAACUUAGAGAACUUGUACCUAAUGGAGCUAAGUGCAGUAUUGAUUCUUUGCUCGAACGCACGAUCAAGCACAUGCUCUUUUUGCAGAAUGUUACUAAGCAUGCUGACAAGCUCAGUAAAAGUGCUAAUGCAAAGAUGCAACAAAAGGAAACUGGUAUGCAAGGUUCAAGCUGCGCAGUGGAGGUUGGAGGCCAUCUUCAAGUAUGCUCGAUCAUCGUGGAGAAUCUGAACAAGCAGGGGAUGGUGCUCAUCGAGAUGUUAUGUGAAGAAUGUAGCCAUUUUCUUGAGAUAGCAAACGUGAUUAGGAGCUUAGACCUCAUCAUCUUAAGAGGAAUCACAGAGACUCAGGGCGAGAAAACAUUGAUAUGCUUUGUAACUGAGAGCCAAAACAGCAAAGUAAUGCAGAGGAUGGACAUUUUGUGGUCUCUGGUGCAAAUAUUUCAACCAAAGGCCAAUGGCAAGCGGUAGCAGGCGUGGUUGCAGAGUUUGCGUUUACAUAAAGAUAAAGAAUAGGCUUGUGUGGGGUUGUACAGUGUUGUUUGUGACACUCACUGCAAUACUUCAUUUGUUUGUUUUGAUUUUUUGUAUAAAAAAAUAGGUCUUAAAAGUUGAGUUUUUAGUGUGUUUAUGAUUUGUAUUUGUUUGCUUUCGAGUUGACCCUUUGAAGUUUGAAUAUACAUGACUUGAAACUUUGAUUUU
This is a messenger RNA of Arabidopsis lyrata subsp. lyrata, 3236 nucleotides long. Its product is annotated as transcription factor bHLH155. Gene Ontology annotation, molecular function: protein dimerization activity; DNA-binding transcription factor activity. Gene Ontology annotation, biological process: regulation of DNA-templated transcription. The coding region runs from base 843 to 3005 and encodes 720 amino acids. NCBI's taxonomy places the organism in Eukaryota, Viridiplantae, Streptophyta, Magnoliopsida, Brassicales, Brassicaceae. The transcript has 11 exons. The record is from RefSeq and is a predicted model, not a curated record.